This is a messenger RNA of Aspergillus terreus NIH2624, 777 nucleotides long. RefSeq names its product YoaK family protein. Lineage: Eukaryota; Fungi; Ascomycota; Eurotiomycetes; Eurotiales; Aspergillaceae. The record is from RefSeq and is a predicted model, not a curated record. The transcript has a single exon. The coding region runs from base 1 to 777 and encodes 258 amino acids.
AUGGAGAAGAAAACAAUUAUAGUCCCAAAUUCAUCUCCUCGUCAGCUUUUACUAGCCCACACCCUGUUCUCCCGACGGGACAUCUGGCGAUACUUGAACGACGAUAUCCGCGAAGACAUCGUUCUCGAGUCGCAACUCCUACUCCUCUCCUUUGCAACCGGCAUUGAAGAUGCAGCCACAUGGCCAGAAUACACGUGCUUCGCCUCCAACCAAACCGGCAACACCCUUUUCCUAGCCAUUGGCGCAGCGGGAUUGGCGAAUGGUCUCUACAGCCUCCCCAACGUCGGCAUGAGUCUCGGCAUGUUCAUCGCCGGCGGACUGGUCAUGGGACAGCUGGGGAAUAUCUUCGGGGGCAGGCGGCGCCUGUGGCUGAUAAUGAGUAGCUUGAUUCAGACGGCGCUGGUGUUUGCGGCGUUGGCCAUCCAGUACUCGAUACCGGUUCGAACAGACGGGCCCGCUGCGUUGGGGGUCAUUGCGUGUCUGGCUUUUUCAUCGGGGGGUCAAGUCGCCAUGGGACGGGGGCUGAAGAUCACCGAGAUCACGACGGCAAUGGCAACGGCGGCAUACGUGGACGUGGUGGUGGACCCGGGGCUGCUGCUGAAGAACAAUCGGACUCGGAACCGGAGGAUCCUCUUCGUCGUGAUGAUCGCGGUGGGAUGCUUUGUGGGUGCGUUUGCGGAGCGAGAGGUCAAUUCAUCAUUUGCUUUGUUGUGCUGCGCACUGGGUAAAGCAAUCGUCACGCUAUCUUUCUUCUGGAACAGAAAAAUUGAGAAAUGA